AUGAACGGAUCUUACCAUCACAUGCUCCUGCGGGACAGCUCUCUGACCAACCUCACAGAAGAAACAGAAUACGAGAAUGGGAGCACUUCGCUGUGGCUGUCUAAUGGCAGUGUUGCUCCACCUCCAUCAGGGGCGCUGUGCCAACAGGUUCAGAUCCAGGCUGAAGUUUUCCUUGCGCUUGGGAUCGUCAGUCUGCUGGAGAACAUCCUGGUCAUUUCUGCAGUGGCGAAAAACAAGAACCUUCAUUCGCCCAUGUACUUCUUCCUCUGCAGCCUGGCAGCGGCGGACAUGCUUGUGAGUGUCUCCAACUCCCUGGAGACGAUUGUGAUUGCCAUUCUUAGAAACAAUGUGCUCAAACUCAGUGAUUUUUUUGUGCGUUUGAUGGAUAAUAUUUUUGAUUCCAUGAUCUGCAUUUCUCUGGUAGCAUCCAUUUGUAACCUCCUGGCCAUUGCCAUUGACCGCUAUGUCACCAUAUUCUACGCACUACGCUACCACAGCAUUGUAACAGCACGGCGUGCAUUAAGUGCCAUUGGCAUCAUUUGGCUCACCUGCAUCAUCUGCGGCAUUGUCUUCAUCAUAUACUCCGAGAGCAAGAUGGUCAUCAUUUGUCUAAUUACAAUGUUCUUUGCAAUGCUGGCACUGAUGGCAACACUCUAUGUUCACAUGUUUUUGCUUGCCCGACUCCAUGUCCAGCGCAUCGCGGCGUUACCAGCCGCAGCUGUUGCCGCGGGUGAUCCGGCACCACGGCAACGCAGUUGCUUGAAGGGAGCAGUGACUAUCAGCAUUCUCUUGGGGGUCUUUGUGUGCUGCUGGGCACCUUUCUUCCUCCACCUCAUCCUCCUUGUGGCAUGCCCACGCCACCCACUCUGCCUGUGUUACAUGUCACACUUCACCACUUACCUGGUGCUCAUCAUGUGCAACUCAGUCAUCGACCCCAUCAUCUACGCCUUCCGCAGCCUGGAGAUGAGAAAUACCUUUAGAGAGAUCCUCUGCUGCUUUGGCACAGGCUGUCCAUCUCCGGGUUGCGAGCGAGAACGAGAGAUGGACCCGGAGAGAGUGAGGGAGAGACGACAGGAACGGGAGAAGGAGAGUGAGACAGAGUGA
Messenger RNA from Ictalurus punctatus (channel catfish), 1104 nucleotides. RefSeq names its product melanocortin 3 receptor (gene mc3r). Gene Ontology annotation, cellular component: membrane. NCBI's taxonomy places the organism in Eukaryota, Metazoa, Chordata, Actinopteri, Siluriformes, Ictaluridae. The record is from RefSeq and is a predicted model, not a curated record. Gene Ontology annotation, molecular function: peptide hormone binding; melanocyte-stimulating hormone receptor activity. The transcript has a single exon. The coding region runs from base 1 to 1104 and encodes 367 amino acids. Gene Ontology annotation, biological process: G protein-coupled receptor signaling pathway.